This is a messenger RNA of Juglans microcarpa x Juglans regia, 1747 nucleotides long. Its product is annotated as transcription factor bHLH48-like. Gene Ontology annotation, molecular function: protein dimerization activity; DNA-binding transcription factor activity. The coding region runs from base 413 to 1513 and encodes 366 amino acids. The transcript is spliced from 7 exons. NCBI's taxonomy places the organism in Eukaryota, Viridiplantae, Streptophyta, Magnoliopsida, Fagales, Juglandaceae. The record is from RefSeq and is a predicted model, not a curated record. Gene Ontology annotation, cellular component: nucleus. Gene Ontology annotation, biological process: regulation of DNA-templated transcription.
CACCCGAAGCAACGUUGCUUUCGCUAUACUUCAAAUGGCCGAGAAGCAAUCCCUCCGAGGCACAGAAGCAGAGAAAACACAGAGAAACAGAGAGGGAGAGAAAGAUAAACAGUUUGACCGCCAUUGAAGCACCUAUCCCUCAUAAUUCUUUCCUAUCCGUACUAGCAACUUUCAACCCCCCUCCUUCCCUCCCCCUCUCUCUUCUCUGUCUAAGCUUUUCACAAUCUCUACAACUGCAUUUCCCUUGAACCGACAGUUAUAUUACCUAGGAGCUUAAUUAGGGUUUCAGAAUUUCAGUAAAAUUUAGCAAUUGAAUUAGUCAAGCGGGUAUUCAUCUUCCUCCAAAACUGACGUGGAUUUGGUCCAAUCAGUGUAACCGAUUUAAUCUAAUUCGAAUCUAUUGGAGCUUUCAAUGGAGCCAAAUCCAGGAACCCUAGCAGGAUCCAUCUCUAUCCGGCCCGACCAAGAGGAAACUGGAUUCGAAUCACUCCAAUUCCGCGAGGAAAUCCAGCGGCUCAUUGCCGUACCGCCGGAAAACGCGAGCUCCUUCACCGCGCUUCUCGAGCUCCCUGCGACCCAGGCCAUGGAGCUCCUCCACUCACCUCCCUCCGAAGACGGAGAUCCGGCGCCGCUCUCCAGCGACUCUCUUCACGGAAUCAGCGACGACCACAAAUCCUACAUCUCCUCGUUCAACGGAAAUCCCACCUUCCCUUCGAACAAAGCCCUAAUAGAACGUGCGGCCAAGUUCUCGGUCUUUGCCUCCGGCGAGAACUCGCCUGAGACAAGCUCGGUCCCGUCAAAUUCGAGCGCGAACUUGGAGAAGGUGAAGAGCGAGCCAGCAGAGACCGAUUCGAAUCCCAACUCAUCCCAGCCGUUAGUUUCCGAUCCGACUGUGGAGAGCAAGACACAGAGGUCGGCGAAGAGGAAGGAGCGCGAGAAGAAGGGCAAAGGGUGUACGAAGAAGAGCAAGAACGAAACCUCUCAAGACGCUCAGAAGCUUCCCUACGUUCACGUGAGAGCUCGUCGCGGUCAAGCUACAGAUAGCCAUAGCUUAGCAGAGCGAGCGAGGAGAGAGAAAAUUAAUGCUCGGAUGAAGCUGCUUCAGGAGCUGGUCCCAGGUUGCAGUAAGAUUUCUGGCACAGCAUUGGUUCUGGAUGAAAUCAUCAACCAUGUACAGUCCCUACAACGUCAAGUUGAGUUCUUAUCAAUGAGACUUGCGGCAGUCAACCCAAGAGUUGAUUACAAUCUUGAAGGUUUAUUUGCUACAGAAAGUGGAUCUUUAGUGGACAGUAACUUCCCCAGCAUGGUUGCUCCCCUAGUGUGUCCAGAAAUCCCAUUCAGUGGAAGCAGACAGCACUAUCAACAGCAGUGGCAUUUUGAUGCACUUCAACAACCACUUUGGGGGAGGGAAGAAGACAGCCAAACUUUCAUUACUCCAGAGAACUCCCUUUUGAGUUAUGACUCAGCAAAUUCAGCGUCUCUGCACUCAAAUCAGUUGAAGAUGGAGCUGUGAAGGCAUAGCAGUGUCCUACUACCUGUAGCUUAAUAGUGUAUAGAUCCAAUAUAGUAUUAGCUGUUAGCAAGAAGAACAGUACAACAUUCACCUUGGGUUUUCCUGUCUUCUAUUUGUCAAAGAGUCAGCUGGAAACCUAGGUUUGAUUUCGCUCUACCAGAGAGGAUUAAAGUUAGGAUGCUAUUCUGAUAUAUGAUUUAUAUCUUACUAUAUAUAUAUAAUAUAAUAUACUAA